CCCUCCCCUGCCCGCCCCCGCCUCAGCUCCUUUAAUACACUUUGGGCUCCGCUCGCCUUUGGACUCUGCGCUGCCCGGCUCCGGCUCCGGCUCCGGCGGCGGCGGCGGCGGCGGCGGCAGCGGCGGGGCCGGUGCGGGCGGAGGCGGGGGGGACGCCGCGGCUGCCGGGGGGAAGCGGCCCCGCACCGGGAGGGCGGCCCCGGCCCCGGCGCCCUGGUCCCCGGAGCCCCGCCGGAGCCCGUGCCCGGCUCCCCGUGGCCGUGCCCGGCGCGGACCAUGCUGCUGGACGCCGGCCCGCAGUUCCCGGCCCUCGGCGUGGGCACGUUCGCCCGGCACCACCACCACCACCACUCGGCCGCCGAGAUGCAGGACCGGGAGCUGAGCCUGGCGGCGCAGAACGGCUUCGUGGACUCGGCGGCGGCGCACAUGGGAGCCUUCAAGCUCAACGCCGGCGCCCACGACCUCUCCCCCGGGCAGAGCUCGGCGUUCACGUCGCAGGCUCCCGGUUACCCCGCCGCAGCCCUGGGGCCCCACGCCGCCCACGUCGGCUCGUACUCCGGGGCGCCCUUCAACUCCCCCCGGGACUUCUUGUUUCGCAGCCGGGGCUUCGGGGAGUCGGCGGCGGCCGGAGGGCAGCACGGCAUCUUCGGGCCGGCGGCCGGCAGCCUGCACCACCCGCACACGGACGCUCAGAGCCACCUCCUGUUCCCCGGCAUCCACGAGCAGCACGGCCCCCACGGCUCGCAAAACGUCCUCAACGGGCAGAUGCGGCUCGGCUUGCCCGGGGAGGUGUUCGCCCGCUCGGAUCAGUACCGGCAGGUCUCCAGCCCCAGGACUGACCCCUACUCGGCGGCUCAGCUGCACAACCAGUACGGCCCCAUGAAUAUGAACAUGGGCAUGAACAUGGCAGCCCACCACCACCACCACCCCGGUGCCUUUUUCCGCUACAUGCGGCAGCAGUGCAUCAAGCAAGAGCUGAUUUGCAAGUGGAUCGACCCCGAGCAGCUGAACAACCCCAAAAAAAGUUGCAAUAAAACUUUCAGCACCAUGCACGAGUUGGUCACCCACGUCUCGGUGGAGCACGUUGGGGGCCCCGAGCAGAGCAACCACGUCUGCUACUGGGAGGAGUGUCCCCGCGAAGGCAAGCCCUUCAAAGCGAAAUACAAACUGGUCAAUCACAUCCGAGUGCACACGGGAGAGAAGCCCUUCCCCUGCCCCUUCCCCGGCUGCGGGAAAGUUUUCGCCAGGUCGGAAAACCUCAAAAUUCACAAAAGGACGCACACAGGGGAGAAGCCCUUCCAGUGCGAGUUCGAGGGCUGCGACCGGCGCUUCGCCAACAGCAGCGACAGGAAGAAGCACAUGCACGUCCACACGUCGGACAAGCCCUACCUGUGCAAGAUGUGCGACAAGUCCUACACGCACCCCAGCUCCCUGCGCAAGCACAUGAAGGUGCACGAGUCGUCCCCGCAAGGCUCCGAGUCCUCGCCGGCCGCCAGCUCCGGCUACGAGUCCUCCACGCCCCCGGGGCUGGUGUCCCCCAGCGCCGAGCCGCAGAGCUCCACCAACCUCUCCCCGGCGGCGGCGGCGGCGGCGGCGGCAGCAGCGGCGGCAGCGGCCGUGUCCGCCGUGCACCGGGGCGGCGGCGGAGGAGGAGGAGGCAGCGGCGGCGGAGGCAGCGGCGGCGGAGGCCACAGCAGCCUCUCGUCCAACUUCAACGAGUGGUACGUCUGAGGUGCCCCUACCCCCCCACACACACACCCGCCGGACUGCUCCGCACGGCCCCGCCGCGGCCCCCUCUUCCCCAGCCCCGGGGGCGAGGAGGAGGAGGGAAUUCUCUUCGUGGGGGUUUUCUCUUUGAGAACGCUUUAAACCAGCAAAAAAAAAAAAAAAAAAAAAGAAAGAAAAAAAAAAGAAAAAAAAGGAAAAAAAAGAAAAAAGAAAAAAAAGAAAAAACAUAAAAGUACGUGCCGAAAAUAAGCAAAGACGGAGAGGAAUGGAAAGGAGAAAAAGAGAGAGGGGAAAAAAAAAAAAGAAAAACACCGUAAACACAAAACGCACCCACCCAGCAAAAAUCUUCUCGAGGCGGCGGAAAAGAAACUCUCCCUGCAGAGCCUCCAGACAAAAGAUGAGAGACUGCAGCCCCUCCGGCCCCGCGCCUCCCCGCCCGGAGCAGCCCCGGACUGUGCAGAGCGGCCGGCCCCGGCCAGCGGGGAGCAGAGAUUUCCCGGAUUCUCGGUGUACAGAAGCCCGUCCCGUUUGUAACCCGCGGAUUGGUCCCCUUCUUAUUUUUUACUUUGGAGUUUUCCUUUUUCUCUCUCUUUUUUCUUUUUUUCUUUUUUUUCUUUUUUUCCUCCCCCCUCUCUCCCUCCGCACCCGAAGAAGUGACAGACUUUUUAUUUUUCUUUUUUUCCUCCCCGCCUUCCCCUCUCCUCCUUUUUUUUUAAAAAAGAUCACCCGUUUAAAAAAAAAAAAAAAAAAAAGUAACGUGGAAGAGAGAAAAAAAAAUGGUUUCUUUUGUAAUUGUGAUAUCUUGAAUAUUGUGUUCCUUUUUAAGAGGCAACUUGAUUGUAAACUGCGUUUCGACUAUAGACUGGGGAAGAAAUACCGUGCCAAAGUCUCCAUUCUGUUACCCACACACACACACACACGACCAACAACGCUUGUGAAUGUAUUUUUCUGUUAGCUGGGUUUACAUGUGAUGUUUUAGUGCUUUUGCAAGUUCGAUUUGUUAGUUCCUGUUCGGAAGAUUGUGAGGAGAAAUAAACGUCGUGCCGUUAGCUUUUCCGUAAUAACACCCUUCCUCCUGUAAAUACCUGUUACCAUAUUUAUCCAUUUGUAAUUAAAUUAUGGUAUUAACUUGCUACAGAGGAAACAGUAUUUAUAAAGAAUGUUUCUUAACUAUAAAUAUGUACAAUUGUGAGCAUAAACUGUUUCAGAUUUUUUUAUUUGAAGGUUUAAGUGGUUUCAUCAUUUCUUGUGAUAUGUUUUGAGAGUAAUGCAUACAGAAAUAUAAUAAAAACGUGUUGAAACUGCA
Messenger RNA from Oxyura jamaicensis (ruddy duck), 3034 nucleotides. RefSeq names its product zinc finger protein ZIC 2. Gene Ontology annotation, molecular function: RNA polymerase II cis-regulatory region sequence-specific DNA binding; DNA-binding transcription factor activity, RNA polymerase II-specific. Gene Ontology annotation, cellular component: nucleus. Gene Ontology annotation, biological process: central nervous system development; regulation of transcription by RNA polymerase II. Lineage: Eukaryota; Metazoa; Chordata; Aves; Anseriformes; Anatidae. The record is from RefSeq and is a predicted model, not a curated record. The coding region runs from base 277 to 1731 and encodes 484 amino acids. The transcript is spliced from 3 exons.